Ectocarpus sp. CCAP 1310/34 is the source of this 826-nucleotide messenger RNA. Lineage: Eukaryota; Phaeophyceae; Ectocarpales; Ectocarpaceae. The record is from the annotation of a GenBank genome assembly.
GUCUGCAGAACGAAGUGUGGAAAUAGAAUGGGAGCGGGCGUUUGGUCGGCGAAAGGUGGGACACCUGCUGGAAGAUUCUCAACCAAGAGCCCUUGGUCAGGAUGUUCAAGGAUAAGACGUCCAAAAAUUGCAAAUCGCGCUACGACAAGAUCGUUGACGACCAGAGCAAGAGCAAUGGUAAAGCCCUGCGGGACACCGGAGCCGGCACUGCUGAGAGUGGCGCGGAGGACGAAGUAGAGAAGAAUACCAAGGUCCAGCUGGACCAAGUUCUGACCGCGACAGUGGACGCGAAGGCUGCCGCGAGGCAGGACUCGGUGGAGACCAAGCACAAGAAAGCCGACGAGGCGGCCUCGCACUCCGCGAUGGGGAUGUGGGCCAUCAACCAGGGCAAGGCCCGAUGCGGGGCGGGCGCGAAGGCUACAUCAUUCGAAGAGGCUGUUGCCGCCGACAACAUCGCGUUGGGUUCCCGCUCCGGUGCAGCGGCCGGUGGCCGUGCCAGCGGUCGGGUGAGUCCGGCCAGCAGCAUCGGGGGGGCGAGGCCCGCGUCGGAGGCUUCGGCGGGUGGCGCUGCCAGCGGUCGAUCGAGCCCGACCAUGAGUACGGGCGGGCUAGACGACGACUUAUCGCCCGCGGGGAGCGGGCCAUCGAGGAAGGUUCCACCGCUUGGCGAAUUGGUGAAGCACAUGGGGUCGCUGAGCAUUCCGAAGCUUGCGCAAAGUGCCGGGGUCACCACAGAGGAGGAGGACUACUUCCUCAACACGGGCUUCACGGCCGAUGAGUUCAGCCGGAAAGGGCCGUGGCCAUGAUGACGGUACUACUCGACAAA